Messenger RNA from Bufo gargarizans (Asiatic toad), 6078 nucleotides. It is a transcript of the gene ACSS2, whose product is annotated as acyl-CoA synthetase short chain family member 2. NCBI's taxonomy places the organism in Eukaryota, Metazoa, Chordata, Amphibia, Anura, Bufonidae. Gene Ontology annotation, molecular function: AMP binding; acetyl-CoA synthetase activity. Gene Ontology annotation, cellular component: cytoplasm. Bases 577 to 2652 code for a protein of 691 amino acids. The record is from RefSeq and is a predicted model, not a curated record. The transcript is spliced from 19 exons.
CCAGGCGCCGCUUCUUUGUGUGUCUUGAAGUCUCCUCCUCCGUAGGGUCAAGCCUGGACAUGAGGAAGGUCUCCUCACGCCUCCUGUGCUCGGUGCCGCCCGCACACUGACACCUCAGGUCUUCCUCAGAGGACACUGUCACCGGCGGCAGCGCUUGGAAGACCCCGCUCCUCCUCGGGCGGCAUUGCAUUCACAGAGCCCCUGUCACCUUCCUGGGGACUGAAUGAAACUUCCUUUUCUCAGUACUUUCCCCCAGAGCGGCUCUUCGUGAUUCUUCUUUACCACACUACACAUUGCAAAGAUUUUUAUUUUAUUAUUGGUCACAUUUUUGUUUUCUAGGCUUUCUUGUGUAGAGAACCUCCUCAGCCUGUUGCACAGGACAUUCGCAUCGUUUUGGGCUUAGGUGGAGUUGUGUUCUUUGUUGCAUAUUUCAUGUUCAGUAUUUUAUUUUAAUUUUUUUUAGCUUUAUUAUGUUUUUACUUUAGUUACCUUUUGAUAUAAAUAGCAGUAUUUUUUUUCCUGCUCAGGUGGUAAAUUUUUUACACCCUAAGUAUCUGCCGUUGCUUUAUAGCUGCCAUGUCUACGGCCGACGUGUUCCCUCCUCCGCCGGAGGUCUCUGCCGCCGCGCACGUCCCCUCUUUUCAGAAAUAUCAGGAAAUGUAUGAGAGAUCGGUGCGAGAACCCAGCGAGUUUUGGGGGGAAAUUGCAGAAGAUUUCUACUGGAGAGUGGCUCCUGCUCAGCCGCAUUUGAAAUACAACUUUGAUGUCACUAAGGGAAAGAUCUAUAUUCAAUGGAUGAAAGGAGCUGUCACCAAUAUAUGUUACAACGUCCUUGAUAGAAAUGUCCAUGAGAAGAAGCUGGGGGAUAAAGUGGCCUUUUAUUGGGAAGGAAAUGAACCAGAAGACUCAACCUCCAUCACUUAUGUCGAACUCCUGAAGAAGGUGUGCCAGUUUGCCAAUGUUUUACGUGACCAAGGUGUUAAAAAAGGAGAUUGUGUGUCCAUUUAUAUGCCUAUGGUGAUAGAGCUAGUGGUGGCAAUGCUGGCAUGUGCCCGAAUUGGAGCCAUUCACUCUAUAGUGUUUGCUGGGUUUUCUGCUGAAUCUCUGUGUGAGCGGAUAUUGGACUCUCACUGCUGUCUCCUUAUUACAGCAGAUGGGUUUUUUCGUGGUGAUAAAUUGAUUAACCUGAAACAGAUUGCUGAUGAGGCACUAAAGAAGUGUGAAGAAAAGAACUACUUCCUGAGGAAGUGCAUAGUGCUUAAACAUUUGGGGAGAGAUGAUAUCUGUGAUGGAACAAGCAAAUCCUCACCUCCAUGCAAGAGACUUUGCCAAAAUGUACAGGGAAACAAGCAGGACAGAGCAAAGCGAGCUGCACUCCAGACCACGUGGAAUCCAUCUGUGGACUUGUGGUGGCAUGAGCUUGUGAAGAAUGCCGGCACAGAGUGCGAGCCAGAGUGGUGUGAUGCUGAAGACGAGCUGUUCAUCCUUUACACCAGUGGGUCUACCGGCAAGCCCAAGGGAGUUGUCCACACUGUGGGAGGUUACAUGAUCUUCACUGCCACCACGUUCAAGUAUGUGUUUGAUUACCAUCAUGAUGAUAUAUACUGGUGCACUGCUGACAUUGGAUGGAUUACCGGACACUCCUACCUGGCCUAUGGGCCACUUGCCAAUGGGGCAACCAGUGUCAUGUUUGAAGGUCUUCCCAUAUACCCAGACAUUUCCCGCAUGUGGCAGAUCAUUGAUAAGUACAGUGUAACCAAAUUCUACACCGCACCAACAGCAAUCCGCUUGCUGAUGAAGUUCGGAGAUGAGCCAGUUAAAAGGUACAGUAGAAAAUCCCUGAAGAUUUUGGGAACAGUUGGAGAGCCAAUUAAUCCUGAAGCUUGGCUUUGGUAUUACAAUGUGGUAGGAGAGAAGAGAUGUCCAAUUGUGGAUACAUUUUGGCAGACAGAAACGGGGGGUCAUGUGUUAACUCCACUUCCAGGUGCAACAGCCACCAAGCCUGGCUCAGCAACCUUUCCAUUUUUUGGAGUAGUUCCUGCCAUCUUGAAUGAGUCUGGGGAGGAAUUGGAAGGAGAAACUGAAGGUUAUCUGGUAUUUAAACAACCCUGGCCUGCACUCAUGCGCACUGUUUACAGGAACCAUGAACGGUUUGAGACAACCUACUUCAAGAAGUUUCCUGGAUAUUAUGUCACGGGAGAUGGUUGUAGAAGAGACAAAGAUGGUUAUUAUUGGAUUACUGGGAGGAUUGAUGACAUGCUUAAUGUGUCUGGUCACUUGCUGAGCACAGCAGAGGUGGAGUCCGCACUUGUUGAACACUCUUCUGUAGCUGAGGCUGCAGCCGUAAGUCAUCCACACCCUGUGAAGGGAGAAUGUCUGUAUUGCUUUGUCACUCUGCGUGAUGGACAGGAGUUCACUAGCUCGCUAACUGAUCAACUCAAGAAACUAGUAAGAGAAAAGAUUGGACCAAUUGCCACUCCAGAUUAUAUCCAGAAUGCCCCUGGACUGCCUAAAACACGCUCAGGUAAAAUAAUGAGACGAGUGUUAAGAAAAAUUGCCAGAAACGAUCGAGAACUGGGAGACACGUCAACCCUUGCAGACACAACAGUCAUACAUCAACUGUUUGAGAAUCGAUGUAAAACUAUUCACUAGGACAUAAACAUGAAUUCUAUAAAGGGAAAUCUAAUGAUAAUCCCAGGGAUGAGUUACCGUAAUGCCUCCUGGGUGUUGCAGCCAUAUAAUCAUUUGGGUGUUGAUAAGGGAUAUCGUGUGUGUAUAUUUUGUGUUUCAUGACUGGCAUUUUAUUUUUUUACUAGUAUAUGUUAAGUAGUUUCCAUGCUACAAUCUGUAACCUCAAAGCUUGAUGUACUGGAUUAGUCUAUGAUGAAUCAGAAUGAAUAUGUGGGCUCUGAAGAAAACUGGUUAUACACAUUGGUGAACUAUGCAAGUAUGCAUGAAAUUAUUCCAUGGGAUUACAGAGGACGUACCUGGUCUCCUGAUAUGUUUGAGUACUUAUUUAUAUGCCUUAUAAAAUAACACAUCUGGACCAUCUUUUCUUGAAACGGUCAGUCCUCUGUUAUUCCUCCUGGAAAAGUAUGGAUAAAUCAGCAACUGGAUUUUACUAUUCCCCUUAAUACAGUAAGGUGUGUGUACAGAUAACAAGCUAUUUACAAGAGGAAUGGUAAUACCUAGUCUUCAUUUUUCUUCAUACAGCAGCAGAAAUGAUGGUGGAAUGGCAAAAUGAAGGAUACCUAAAAAAAAAAAAUAUAUGAUGCUCCAGAAUUGUUAUUUUAUGGAAUUGUGGCAUAUUUAAAACAGGAAAAGGGACAGGUCCUUUUUAAAGGGUUAUUUCCAGUAUCUGUUAUGCCAUAAAAAACAGACAGGUCACACCUUGAAGACCUGCACCUGUGGAGAACAGGGUCCCCUGUCCUACCUGGAUAGGCAGCCUGCCUCCGGAUAUGCUCUAAAUGUCAGAGUUCGGAAUACAGAUUUCUCUGGGUUCUAGUUUUUACAGUGAGCACUUCCAUGACAAAUGAUUUUGAUGUGACCAUUUCAGUUUUAUGGAACCAUAGGACAGAUAUUUUCGUAUAAGAGGGCAACAGACAAUGGGGCUUUUAACAUGACCGCUUUAAUAGCCAAGAAAUAGGACAUGCCAUUUUAUACCACCAAACGGACCCUAUUGAAAUCAAUGGAACUAUUUUUAAUGGCCGUUAGACAGGAGUGCACCCAUUGUGGCCGUUAACAACAGGUAAACUAGUGGAAAAUGGCCUUUUAGGGGGUGAAAUAAAAUAAAAAAUUAUUCACCUCAUCUACUUGCACUCACAGAGUCCGUCGCUCCUAUCUUGAUGCAGUAGGACCUGUGCUUUCAGCAUGAUGAUGUCACCAUGCUCUCUCAGCAUGAUCGCCGGGAGCGUGUGGUGAUGUCAUCACCCUGGGAGCGCAGGUCCUUAAGAAAACUCAUCAGGACAUACAUAUACAUUAGUAUAUUGAUUUCUUAAGAGAAAACCCAUACUUACACCUUUGCAUGGUUCUGUUAUUCAUGCUUUGUUUACAUGCUGCAGCAAAGCUGUGGGGGCGUGUACCAGCAAUGCCCGAGCUCUCCCUCAUGAAUAUUUGUGGGUGUGAAUCAUCUGCCCUGCCCCUCCCCCUGCUCUGCAUAACCUAUAUAUAUGUAUAUAGAGAUAUAUAUUUACCGAUCUGUAUCUCUAUAUACAUAUAAAGAUGAAAUAUAUAUAUAUAUAUAUUGAUCAAUAUCAGAUGGGCCCCCUUUAAUCCAGGUUGCCCCCUUCAUUGUGCCCUGAGUUACCACCGGCAUAUAAACACCGGAGUCUUCACUGGCCUGUGGGGUAAUAGCAAUUUGCAGUCCCGAGCUUUUGUUACAGGACAUUGUAUUUUCACAUGGCUGCCGGCACUGGUAAGGAUUGCACAUGCGCCAUCCCUCACAGGAGCCGCGGCAGCCAGAGGAGGGAGAGGGGCGGGCACACAGGCUCUGACGUUUCGUGUACAGAGCCAGGCCACCACUCCCUUAGGCAGGGAUAAAGCCUGUACAAGAAACGUCACCACAGGGAGCCUGGUGGAUGACGUCACUGGUCACGUGAUCUGCAUCAGCGCCGCAGAAACAAGAUAAUAUAGAUAAAAGAACUACAUUAGAAAGGUACUAUUAGAUAGGUUUAAAGGCAUAUGGGAAUAUAUUUAUAUAACUCAGACAACACAUUUAAAGGCUAUGUACACCUUUUAGAGGCAAUUUUUUUAUGCAUUUUACUUAUUUUGGGAUAAGGGGCAGAGAGAAAUUUCAUAUCCUGCUACUAGAAAAAUUCAGCCUGUACAGAAAAAGGGCUCCGUCUUAAAGACCAAUUUAAAAAGUACAAUUCAAUCAUAAAAAAAAAUUGCCCCCAAAGGUGUACAUAGCCUUUAAGCAUCAAGAGAGAAGCAACUGCCUCUGCCUCUGCAUGUGUAAGUGGAUGAGGGGAGUAAUUUUUUUUUUUUUUUUCGACUUUAAAAAAACCCUGCACAUUAUUACUGCUGGGGGUCACUAUGGGGGGCAUUAUGGAUUUAAAUUAGAAAAAAUAUAUAUGAAAAUCAUCUAUUUUUAAUGGCUGUUAAAAACAGAUGCAAAGCAGCCUUUUUAAAAUAGACAGACAGUAAAUAGAUGCAAAAAUGAUUGAAAAAUGGCGAUGAAAAACACCGAUCAGUUGUUUGAAGAGGAAGCAGUGCUCCAUGCUAGCGCUACUUUCUCUUCAUUACAUUGCCGAUCAUCUCGGAAACAGUGUAAUGAUAGGUACACGCUCCUCCAUUCACUUAAAUGGAGCAAGCAUUUGUGAUUACACUUUACUACCGCUCCAUAGGAGACAACGCGCAGUAUAAUAAUGGCCAGGAAGAAGCGCUCCGCUGAUCGGCGGAGGUGCUGGGUGACACACCCCAACCAAUCGGAUAUUGAUUAUAAAUUGCUGCACAACCCCUUAAGUAUAUUGCUUUCUCUCUGGCGAGCUGCUACUUCCACUGCAGAAGCAUGAAAUGAAGGAUUCGUCUGGGUUUGAACACCACUAAUAAGCUCUCAACCACAGAUUUUAGAUUUGUAUGUAGGGCAUAGUCAUGUAAUACUAUAUGCAUAUAAUAGGGGACCUUCUGACGUCCCCCAUAAAAACAGAAAUAAAAUAGACAUCCAAGACUUUAAAUGGAAGCUGGGCCUAGCAUUCCAGUACCUAGCAGGUUUUAAUUUUGUUUAGAAUAUAGCUUGGCACUUAUCUGGGAACUCCUAAAGACUGUAUUCAUUGCAGGCAUUGGUUGCCAGCUUUAAUGUGCAUGUGUUUAAAGGUUAAAUGUGUUGAGAUCUAUUUCCACUGGUGACUAUUUUACCUCUGUUAAUAGAGUUUUCACAGAAUAGGGUAAAAAAAAAAUAAAGUUUCCCUCUUGCACGGUUUGCAUACAAGAGGGUCAAAGUACAUCUAUCUGCUGCAUUAGGGCUCGUUCACACAAACGUAUACAAAACCAUUCCUUUCAAUGGUUCCACAAAAAAAACUAAAUGUACUCCGUAUGCAUUCCGUUUCUGUUCCGUUAAAGGAUAGAACAUGUCCUAUU